This is a messenger RNA of Lottia gigantea (owl limpet), 1827 nucleotides long. RefSeq lists its product as hypothetical. Gene Ontology annotation, biological process: chloride transport; transmembrane transport. Gene Ontology annotation, molecular function: voltage-gated chloride channel activity. The record is from RefSeq and is a predicted model, not a curated record. Gene Ontology annotation, cellular component: membrane; intracellular membrane-bounded organelle. Lineage: Eukaryota; Metazoa; Mollusca; Gastropoda; Lottiidae. The annotation marks the transcript as partial. The transcript has 10 exons.
CCAAGUGCAUCUGGAUCUGGGAUACCAGAAGUAACAGGAUUUUUAAAUGGGACCAAUGUACGACAUAUAUUCAGCCUACAGACUAUGGUUGUUAAGUUUUUAUCAUGUGUUAUGGCUAUAGGUUGUGGAAUGCCUGUUGGUCCAGAAGGUCCCAUGAUUCACCUGGGAGGACUGGUUGGAGCAGGUUUAAGCCAAACUAAAUCUGAAACUUUAAGAAUCAAAAUUCCAAUGUUUGAAAGGUUCCGAAAUUCUGAAGACAAACGUAACUUUAUAUCAGCUGGGGCAGCAGCAGGAGUUGCUUCUGCUUUUGGAGCACCAGUUGGAGGAUUGCUUUUUUCUAUGGAAGAAGUGUCAUCAUUUUGGACUACGACAUUGUCUUGGCAAAUAUUCUUUUGUUGUAUGGUGUCAGCUUUUACAACUGAUUUGUUUAAUUCAGCUUUUCAUGGAUUCAGUUAUAGUGGAGAUUUUGGUCAGUUUAAAACAGAAAGAUACAUUCUCUUUAAUGUGAUUAUUAUUGGUAUAUUAGGUGGACUACUUGGUGCCUUAUUUACUAUCAUGAAUCUUAAAAUAACACGUAGUCGUAAAAAAUUCUUAUCUAAAGUAGCCACACCUGGCAUACAGAAAGCUAUUAGAUUGAUUGAACCUGCUCUUAUUAUGGUAUUGAUGGUUUUUAAUUGUCCAGCAGGUGAAGACUAUCUGGUUAAUAAAACAUCAUAUCAUACCAAUAGAACAUAUAAUGAAUUGGCAUCACUUCUAUAUGGUACAACAGAAACAGCAGUACGUCAUUUAUUUUCGCGUGAAACCCAUUUACAGUUUGGUUAUGCCACGUUGUUUACUGCUUUACCCUAUUUUUUCUGUAUGGUUUGUUGGUCAUCAGGUACUUCUGUAUCUAGUGGUAUACUUGUUCCUAUGUUAUUAAUAGGAAGUUUAUAUGGUCGUAUAAUAGGAUUAGUUAUGGUAUCAUUAUUUGGUGUACAUACUGAUCCUAAUAGUUAUUGGGUUUGGAUGGAUCCUGGUGCCUUCGCUUUGAUUGGUGCUGCUUCAUUUUUUGGUGGUGUUUCUAGACUAACACUUGCUGUAACAGUUAUUAUGAUGGAAUUAACUAAUGAUGUACAAGUUUUAUUACCUGUCAUGGUUGCUGUUAUGGUUGGAAAAUGGAUUGGAGAUUUUUUUACUCAUCCUAUAUUUCAUGCUCAUUUAGAAUUAAAAUGCAUUCCAUUCUUAGAUUCUGAGCCCAGACUUACUGCUGAUGGCAAAAGGUACACCAGUGAUAUUAUGGUAUCACCAGUUAAAACUAUUAAGAUAUGUGAAUCUGUAAGUUCUUUGGCUGAUCUAUUACUUCAUACAACUUAUGGUGGUUUUCCUGUGGUUAAAAAUAAUUCUUAUGGUGAUCAAGUAUUUCAUGGGGUCAUCACUAGUCUGCAAAUGCUGCUGUCCUGGCAAAAUUCUCACUCAUUGUACUGCAUAAUGUUGCCCAUCUUCAAUAGCCUAAUUAGGUGCAGAAAAGAAGAAUGUAAAACUCCAUUCAUUUCUUUCUUCAUUGAAACUAUUAAUAUAUUAAUAUUAUUUUUUAAGGGUCCCUACAUCAAUACCUCAGCGUUUAGCAUUCCAGCAAAUUUUUCCCUCCAGAGAGCCUAUAUUUUAUUUCGAACAAUGGGUUUACGUCACAUGCCAGUUGUCAACAGUGAGAACCAUGUAGUUGGUAUUAUAACUAGAAAAGACUUAAUGGGUUUUAAUCUGAAUGAAAAACUCUCUGAUCUGCUAUAUGAAGAAAUGGAAAUGAACAGUAGGGUAGAAAUGACUUCACCAGCUGAAUCCAGAGCUUAA